Molecule: messenger RNA, 1309 nt
Organism: Acomys russatus (golden spiny mouse)
Lineage: Eukaryota; Metazoa; Chordata; Mammalia; Rodentia; Muridae
Gene: Ldhb
Product: lactate dehydrogenase B
Exons: 8
Coding region: 112-1116 (334 amino acids)
Biological process (GO): carboxylic acid metabolic process
Cellular component (GO): cytoplasm
Molecular function (GO): L-lactate dehydrogenase (NAD+) activity
Source: RefSeq, a predicted model, not a curated record
GCCCCGCCUCCUCCUUCUCUUUGCAGAUCUAGCCUCUGCAGAGCAGCUUGCUGACUUUGCGGCGGUUCCUAGCUUCAUCGCGGUGCCGACCCCUCGUCUUGUCUGGACAAGAUGGCAACACUUAAGGAGAAACUCAUUGCACCUGUCACAGAAGAGGACACAGCUGUCCCGAACAAUAAGGUCACCGUAGUAGGUGUCGGACAAGUUGGUAUGGCAUGUGCUAUCAGCAUUCUGGGAAAGUCUCUGGCCGACGAGCUUGCCCUUGUGGAUGUCUUAGAAGACAAGCUCAAAGGCGAGAUGAUGGAUCUGCAGCAUGGGAGCUUAUUUCUUCAGACUUCGAAAAUCGUGGCCGAUAAAGAUUACUCUGUGACAGCCAACUCUAAGAUUGUGGUGGUGACUGCAGGCGUCCGCCAGCAAGAGGGGGAGAGUCGCCUCAACCUGGUGCAGAGAAACGUCAACGUUUUCAAGUUUAUCAUCCCUCAGAUCGUCAAGUACAGCCCGGACUGCACCAUCAUUGUGGUUUCUAACCCAGUGGAUAUCCUUACUUACGUCACCUGGAAACUGAGCGGGCUACCUAAGCACCGUGUGAUCGGGAGCGGAUGCAAUCUGGACUCCGCCCGCUUCCGCUACCUCAUGGCUGAGAAGCUGGGCAUCCACCCCAGCAGCUGUCACGGAUGGGUUCUGGGCGAGCAUGGCGACUCCAGCGUGGCUGUGUGGAGUGGGGUGAAUGUGGCAGGAGUCUCUCUUCAGGAGCUGAAUCCAGAAAUGGGAACGGACAAUGACAGUGAGAACUGGAAAGAAGUACAUAAGAUGGUGGUGGAGAGUGCCUAUGAAGUCAUCAAGCUGAAAGGCUACACCAACUGGGCCAUUGGCUUAAGUGUGGCUGAUCUCAUUGAAUCCAUGCUGAAAAACCUGUCUCGGAUUCACCCUGUGUCUACGAUGGUGAAGGGUAUGUACGGCAUUGAGAACGAGGUCUUCCUCAGUCUCCCAUGCAUCCUCAAUGCUCGGGGCCUGACCAGCGUCAUCAACCAGAAGCUGAAGGACGAGGAGGUCGCACAGCUCAGGAAGAGUGCAGACACCCUGUGGGAUGUCCAGAAAGACCUCAAGGACCUGUGACUGCCAGGUUCUAGGCUGUAGAGGUACAAGCCUCCAACGUGACGAGCCACGAAGCUUUCGUCGUCAGCCUUGUACGUAGGUCACCGUUUGCUUCUUCCCUGACAUGUGAUGUGAGCUCACAGAUCAAAGCCCAGGCUUGUUUGAUGUUUGCACUAGGAGCUCUUGAACAAAUAAAGUUAUCUAUUGCAGCAUA